GCCGCGUGUCGUUUGUUUACGGAUGCUCCUAGGCUUUGAGAAGUGCGUGCUAAUGAUUUUAUUCCCUAAAAGAACAUAACAAUGGCUUCCUAGGAAAUAUAUUUUUCACGACCUAGAUCUUAAAGGAAGGAUCAACCUGCUGUAGGUCUUGCUAGCUAUCCUUAUCAAGUGGCCUCCUGUUUCCCCAGUUGCAAAGGGUGUUUGUCGGGGACACACCACACCGAUCGGGCUGGGUAAUGCGCUCUCUCAGCUACGUCCAGCGGGUCAGCUUGGAUUUCUCAGGAACGCUGUUCCCCCACGCUAUAUGCCUGGGCGAUGCUGACAAUGACACGCUGAAUGAGCUUGUUGUGGGCGACACGAGUGGGAAGCUGUACAUUUACAAGAAUGAUGAAUCCAGGCCUUGGCUUACAAGGUCUUGCGUUGGCAUGCUCACCUGUGUCGGAGUUGGUGACAUUUGUAAUAAAGGAAAGAAUUUUGUGGUUGCCGUGGGUGCAGAGGGCUGGUUCCACCUUUUCGACUUGAGUGCUUCCAUUGCAAAGGAUUCCUCCAGCCACCAGGAGGCACUGUUCGGAGAGGACCAGAAACCUUGCUUUACCCAGCACAUUCCUGCCAAUACCAAGGCAAUUCUUAUUAGUGAUAUUGAUGGAGAUGGGAGGAAUGAGCUGGUGGUGGGCUAUACGGACCGGGUGGUGAGGGCCUUCCGCUGGGAAGACUCCCCAGACAGCUCAGAGCUGGGCUGUGGCCAGCUGGUCCUUCUCAAGAAGUGGCUCCUGGAGGGGCAGGUGGACAGUCUAUCUGUGAACCCAGGCCCUGAAGGUGUCCCUGAGCUCAUGGUGUCCCAGCCGGGCUGUGGCUAUGCUAUUCUGCUGUGCACCUGGAAUCGUGAAGCUGCCACAACUGCAGGGGACACACCUGGCGGCACACCUAUGAGUGAAGGCGCCAGUAGGGAUGUCAUUCUUCAUCUGACAACAGGCCGUAUCCACAACAAAAAUGUUUCCACGCACCUGAUUGGGAGCAUUAGUAGAGGUUCAAAAGAUGAAUCCUCCAAACGCGGCCUCUUUGCCCUCUGCACAUUGGAUGGGACUCUGAAGUUGAUGGACAGUACUGAGCAGUUACUAUGGUCAGUCCAGGUUGAUCACCAGCUCUUCGCCCUUCAGAAGCUGGAUGUGACAGGUGAUGGACGUGAGGAGGUAGUUGCUUGUGCCUGGGAUGGGCAGACUUACAUUAUUGACCAUAAUCGGAUGGUGGUCAGGUUUCAAUUUGAUGAGAAUGUCAAUGCUUUCUGUGCAGGUCAGUACACCUGUAAAGAUGGAAGGAACAGCCCCUGCCUGGUCUAUGUGAGCUUCAACCACAAGAUCUACAUCUACUGGAGGGUGGAGCUGGAGAGAAUGGAGUCCACCAACCUGCUCAAGGUGCUGGAGGAGAGGCCAGAGUUCAGGGACAUCUUGGAGAAGCUUGGUGUGGAGCCUGAUGAUACCAAUGCCGUCAGAGACUUGAUCCACAAUGUACUCUACAAGGAAAACAAACUCAGACCCACUUGAAAUCAGUAACUCGUGUCUUUCUUUCUAAAUAUAUUUCUAUUAAUAAAGCCUGGUGUGAAAUGUC
Molecule: messenger RNA, 1605 nt
Organism: Lepisosteus oculatus (spotted gar)
Lineage: Eukaryota; Metazoa; Chordata; Actinopteri; Semionotiformes; Lepisosteidae
Gene: itfg2
Product: integrin alpha FG-GAP repeat containing 2
Biological process (GO): regulation of TOR signaling
Cellular component (GO): KICSTOR complex
Molecular function (GO): protein binding
Source: RefSeq, a predicted model, not a curated record